Molecule: messenger RNA, 1968 nt
Organism: Beta vulgaris subsp. vulgaris (sugar beet)
Lineage: Eukaryota; Viridiplantae; Streptophyta; Magnoliopsida; Caryophyllales; Amaranthaceae
Exons: 3
Coding region: 10-1299 (429 amino acids)
Source: RefSeq, a predicted model, not a curated record
AGACAACAUAUGAUAGAUCCUUUUCGUCAUUUGGUUGGUCAUGUCUCCCAUUACUGUCUCAAUAUGCUGAAAAUGGAAAACACUAAACGCCUAACCAUGGGUAGGGAAGUGUUUGAUUAUUGUGGUUGUGUGCUUGUGUCUUCUUUUGGUAUCCCAUGUGCAUGUGCCAUACAACUUGCUAUUAACGAAAACGGGGGAUUGUAUCUUGAUGAUAUUCAUCUUUUCUUCAAGAGUUUGGUGAUCGGAGAUGGUGUAAAUGCAUCGGAUUACGCUAGUCAAUGUGAUCAGGAUGUUGAAUAUCUUCAGGGAUUACUUGAUGAACUUUCUGAGGUUGAUCCUGCGAUUAGGAGGGGUAUAGCAGCCCUUAUUCGUCGGCAGUUACACCCAGAGGACGAGGGAGUUCAAGAGCCUCAUGUAGUUACUUCUACGAGAGGUAGGCCUCCUGGUUCAACAUCUACUAGACGUGACCCGAGUGGUUUCGAACAUGCCCAGCACGAAUUCCGGGAUAGAUCAAGGUCUCGUAGUCGUACUCGUACAACUACGACGACCCGAUCUACUAGAGAUGGAGAUUCAAGUGCAGCAAAUCCAUCGACUCGUACUAGUGGAGAUAGAGAUUCAAAUGCGACAAGAACAUUUGAACCGGAGAGAUUUGAAAGAAGAGCAGAUCCAUUUCCUUACGCAGAUAACGUACCCGAUAUCAUCAUCCCUUUUAUAGUUGGGUGGAAUGACGUCUUAGGUGAUGGGAACUGCGGAUUCAGGUGUGUUGCUGAUGCUUUCAAUGGUGGAGAAGAUCGUUGGCCACACGCUCGUCAACACCUUUACAACGAAAUUUCAAUGAAAAAAAUUUACGAGGAUGUUUAUGGAGGACGAGAGUACGUCGAUAGAGCGAGAAUUCGUAUCAUGCACACCAGAGGUCCUGCUCGUCGGGCACAUUGGAUGGAGUCUAUUGCUGAUUUGUAUGCUGUUGCUACCUUGUACAAUUGCGUUGUGAUGUACUUUACAGUGGGGGAAUCAGGUACUUUGUGGGGUUGCUGCACUAUUCUACCAUUGACUGCACCAGUCGAGGUCACACGACCAUGUUAUGAGUUUGUUAUGGUACACCUUGGAGCACGUAAUCAACACUACAUCCGCUUAUUCAUGGCUCCUAAUUUCCCGAUGCCUCCAAUUGCAGUACAAUGGUUUGAUUUGAGAGAUGAAACUGUAGUUGGAUGGGAGACUUAUUAUGCUAGCCGGAAUUACUGUACCAUUGGUGGGGCGCCUAAAUUAGGCGCCUGUACCAUUGGUGGGGCGCCUAAUUGAGGCGCCUGCACCAAUGGUAGGGCGCCUAAAUAAGGCGCCUGUACCACUGAUCAGGCGCCCAACAAAGGCGCUUCCUCCAUUGGUUAGACGCCUAAAUUAGGCGCCUUUCCAAUGGUUCAGGCGCCUAUUCAAGGCGCCAGCCUCAAUUUUACCAGAUUUCAUUCCUUUUGCGAUGAUUUCAAGCCUCUAAAUACUCUAAACUACCAAGAAAUUAUCAAAUACUGGAAGAUUUUAAUCAAACACCAAGAAAUUUUAAUCCUCUAAACUACCAUACUUUCAAUUUUAAAGGGUUUCAAACACAUGCGAUAUAUCAAAUUCUACAAAUACGAUUUUUUUAAAAAAAUUAAAAUUUCAAAUUAACUAACCUUUAUGUCGCCGGAAAUUCGAAGUUUUGUUGCCGGAGGAUCUUGUCGCCGCCGCAACCUCGCCGGAAGUCUCCUCGCCUAGCCGGAAAUUUGCUCGCCUAGCCGGAAAUCUGCUCGCCGCCCCGCAAUAGUCCUCGCCGGAAAUUUCUCUUCUCGCCGGAAAAACUCGCCGGAUGUUUUCUUCUUGGUGUUGAUGAGAGAGAUGGAGUAAGAGAGUGGAGAGAGAGUGAGAAGUGAGGGAGGGUCAAGAGAGUGAGAAGGUGAUGAGAGUGGGAGAGUGGGAGAGUGGGAGUAUAAAAAUACU